AUGUCUUCUCCCUCAGAAGCGGCGACACGAAGACGUGUUAAGCUUUAUAUGUUAAACGAGGAAAGACAAUGGAAUGAUAAGGGUACUGGCCAUGUAUCAGCACUGUAUAAUGAUUCCAGCUGCAUAUGCCUUGUUGUCAUCUCAGAAAAUGAUGGAUCUCCUCUCUUAGAGUCAAAAAUUCAGCCCGAAACAGCCUAUCAAAAGCAGCAAGAUACAUUGAUCGUUUGGUCAGAAGGAGAUAAUGUGGAUUUAGCACUUUCUUUCCAGGAAAAGGCUGGUUGUGAUGAUAUAUGGGAGAAGAUAUGCUCUGUUCAGGGCAAAGAUCCUUCCGUUGAGAUCACUCAAGAAGUUGUAGAGGAGACAGACGACACUGAUGAUGUCGAAUCCUACUCUCUAUCGGCGAACCCUGAACUACAGGAUUUUGAACUCCCCGCCUGCGAACUCUCUCGGUUAGAAGAAAUUGUAGAGAUCUUUAGUUCUCAUUUGCAUGUACUACAGAAGAGGGAAGGCCUUGUAGCCGCUGUAGAUAGUGGAAACUACAUCCGUCAGCUCAUUGAUUUAUUCCACAAAGCUGAAGACUUAGAGGACCUAAACUCACUUCAUUGCUUGUACGAAAUAUUUCGACAACUUAUUCUCCUCAAUAAGCAGGUUCUUUAUGAAACUCUUUUUUCUGAUGAUGUAAUAAUGGAUGUUAUCGGCAUAUUGGAAUAUAGUCCCAGUGGUCGAACGCGUCAUCGCGAUUUUUUAAAGAACCAGGCAAAUUUCAAGGAAGUCUUGCCAUUUUACAAUUCUAAACUCAUUAACAAAAUUCAUCAGACCUAUCGUGUGCAAUAUAUUCAGGAUUGUUGUCUGCCUCCGCCUAGUCUUUUUGAUGAACAGUCAAUGUCCGAUUUGAAAGCUUUCAUUGCUACAAAUAAAAUGGAAAUUUUAAGCGCCUUGCAAGAAGACCGUGUUUGUAUGAUGAGGCUUUUCACCUGUCUACGAUCAUCGGAAACCUCGGAUUCACAUCGACGAGAAUUGGCUCUAUUCGUUAAAGAGUUUUGCAACCUCUCAAUUCAGACAGAUCGGAAGGAGGCAUUUUUGAAUACCCUUUCGACACACGGAGCUCUAUCAACAGUUGAAUUCCUUUUUUCAAAUAAUGAUCGGGAGGUUAAGUCAGCCGCUUUGACAAUUCUACAGGCUUUUGUUGAAAAUCAACCCUCGAUUGUGCGGGACUAUGCUUGUAAAGAGAGUAAUCGGCAAAACAAUGAUGAUGUUCUCGUAAAUUUAAUGAUUUCGCAGCUCUUAGAAGACCCUGAUCCAGAGUUAGGAGAUGCUUUUCAGUUAGCAUACAUGAUUCGAAUUCUUAUUGAUCCCGAUAGUAUGAACAAUGGUGCUUCUCGAAUAGAAAAGUCUGAAUUUCUUGGAUUCUUCUAUAGGAGGUGCAUGGGUACUCUAACCAAGCCCUUGUUUGAUCAUACUGAAGAAGAAACUGUUGUGGAUGAUAAUUAUCAUUCCGCUCUCGUACUUAGCAAUGUCUUGGAUCUCCUCAUAUUCUGUAUCGAAAAUCAUACUUAUCACUUUAAGAAUUACUGUCUUCGCCAUGAGGUUUUAAAACGAGUUAUGGUUUUGUUGAAAUCUGAGCACAAGUUUUUGGUUCUGAGCGUUCUGAGGUUGGUGCGGAAGAUGAUUCAAAUGAAAGAGGAGUUCUAUAAUCGAUACCUCUCCAAGAACAAACUUUUUAAACCCAUCAUUGAGUGUUUUAUUGCCAAUGGUCAUCGUUAUAACAUGAUUGAUUCUGCUAUUCUUGAGCUGUUUGAGUUUAUUUUAAUGGAAAAUGUCAAGACUAUCAUUGACCACAUUGUUGAGGAGUUUUGGGAUGCGUUGAGCGAUGUAACCUAUGUAACUACCUUCAAGAGAUUCAAAGACCGCUAUGAUGCUACUGAGAGACCACUGAAAGAGGAGGUGAACGCGCUUUUCAAGGAAGGCAUCUUGACAAGUAAUUCCAACAUACCCUCUUUGAGAGCAACAGUGAACCCUCAUUUUGUUUGUGCCCCAGCGUUUGACGAAGAGGAGCAAUGGUUCAAUCAGGAUGAUGAGAAGAAGGAAGAUACGAUGGAGGUGGCUAAUGAUGCAUCGACGAUGCCAUCCGGAAAUUUGUCUUUGGACGAGGGAGGAAUCCAUUCUCUCCCAUUUUCUUCCUCCAGUUCCCCUCCGCCUUCUAUUCUUACUACUUCUUCAACUGCGCAGUCGCCUUUGAACUCAUCCUUCACUCUUCUGUUACCCCCAUCGAAUACAGCAAAGGACGAUGAUGAUGAGCUCUCUCCACAUCUACUCAACCGUCGUGUCAGCCAUCCCCCCUUCCCUCCCAUUACCAUUAAUAUUAAAUCCAUGAAUCUCGGUCAAGUGAAAAAGGAUGGUGAAAAGGAAGAAAACCAAGAAGGCGAGGGUUCUGUACCUACUCCGAGAAAUUCUCUGAAAAGAUCUCCUACUGAUGUGAUUGAGGAGGACGUGAUGAUGAGUAGACAUUCCAAACAAAUGCUGCUAGACACUGAACAGGCCGAAAACAGUAGCUGCCGCAAUAUUGGGGGCAAAACUUCGGAUGCUGAUGAUAUGAAGAGUGCCGGUAAUAAUAACGGCAGUCAUCCGGUUGUUGGCUUAGUGGAUUAUUCCGACGAAGAGAGUGAUGAGGAGGAGCAGGAUCAAGAAAUCGACAAGAAGUCUUCUUACUCCUCUUCACCUCUACCUCCCCCUACUAGAGAUUCGCGAGACGAAGCUGGAAUAGAGGAGAAAAGCUCUGAUCCGAUACCCUGA
Messenger RNA from Rodentolepis nana, 2793 nucleotides. Lineage: Eukaryota; Metazoa; Platyhelminthes; Cestoda; Cyclophyllidea; Hymenolepididae. The record is from the annotation of a GenBank genome assembly.